GCGCCCCGCCGCACCAUGCCCCGCCACCGCGCGCGCGCCGCCGCCCUCCCCCUCCUCCCGCUGCCGCUGCCGCUGCUGCUGCUGCUCCUCCACGGGCCGCCCGCCAGCCCGGCCCCGCUGAACGGUUCCAAGUGGACUUACAUUGGUCCGACUGGGGAGAAGAGCUGGUCCAAGAAGUAUCCGUCCUGUGGGGGCCUCCUGCAGUCCCCGAUAGACCUGCACGGUGACAUCCUUCAGUAUGAUCCCAGCCUUGUGCCCCUCCAGUUCCAUGGUUACAACGUGUCCACCGACAAGUGGUUGAACCUGACCAAUGAUGGCCAUUCAGUGAGACUGAACUUGGUCUCGGACAUGCAUAUCCAGGGCCUCCACUCCCACCAGUACAGAGCCGAGCAGCUGCACCUGCACUGGGGAGAGCGCAGCGCCCCCCACGGCUCUGAGCACACCAUCAGCGGGAAGCACUUCGCCGCCGAGCUGCACAUUGUUCAUUAUAACUCAGAUCUCUACCCCGACUUCAGCACUGCCAGUGACAAGUCAGAAGGCCUUGCUGUCCUUGCGGUUCUCAUUGAGAUGGGCUCCUUCAAUCCAUCCUAUGACAAGAUCUUCAGCCAUCUUCAACAUGUAAGGUACAAAGGCCAGCAGAUGCUCAUCCCAGGCUUCAACAUCGAAGAACUGCUUCCGGAGAAGCCUGAUGAGUUCUACCGCUACAAGGGAUCCCUGACCACCCCUCCUUGCCACCCCACUGUGCUCUGGACAGUUUUCCGAAACCCUGUGCAAAUUUCACAGAAGCAGCUGCUGGAUUUGGAGACAGCUCUGUAUUUCACACAUGUAGACGACCCUUCCCCCAGGGAAAUGGUCAACAACUUCCGGCAGGUGCAGAAGUUUGAUGAGCGACUGGUGUAUAUCUCCUUCCGACAAGUGGGAAUGCUUCCGGACACAGGACUGAGUGUGGGCAUCAUCCUUUCCGUGGCCCUGGCUGGUGUUCUUGGCAUCUGCAUUGUCCUGGCAGUGGCCAUUUGGCUUUUCAGAAGGAAGAAGAGCAGCCAAAAAGGUGACAGCAAAGGAGUCAUUUACAAACCAGCCAUCAAGAAGGAGAUGGAGGCCCACGCCUGAGAUCCCUGGCACCCCUGGAAGUCCAAGGAAGGACCCUGCCUUGGACAAAACACAUUGGCUCUCCCGACACUGGAAAUACCUGUUUCCUGAAGCUCCACCUGUAAACACCCCAGACCUUUGUGAGGGGGCCUCCUGCUGGCUGCCCCUUUGCCCUGGUGUCAGUCCCCCCCUCUCCCCCAGUGUGAGCCACAGAUGGGACAGGUUGAUUGCUGGGUGAGAGAUGGCUAAAAAGUGCUGGACUGUGGGUCACAAAUUAAGCCACCUCCUGUUGGGCGGUUGUGUUUGGCAAAUGCCUUUCGGUGGGUAUGCUUUCAACUGUCCUUGAAAUCCUGCACCUUCUCCAAGUUUCCAGACUAGAAUGUGUACUCUCUGCUUAGGCAGUAUUCUCAAAACUCAGUGUCUUUCCUGGGCAGAGUCAUUGUAUCCCUGGGCUCUCCAUCUUUUCUGUCCAACCCUUCAGUCUGACCAGAUAAGAAGGGCCAGGUUGUCAGAAAGCAAAAUGAAAACACAAGAUGACUUGUAAUAAUAUAUUGGGGACAUCUCCAGUCUGUCCUUUGGGUCAGACACACUGAUUGGACCUUAGAGCAAGGUGGCCUCAAGUUCUAUUUCUUGUUGCAAAUGAAAGGGAGGCAGAGAGAAAGUGGGGAGAGAGGAGACAAGGAUGGGAGGGAGAAUAGGGGAACUCCCUUGAGAAGGAACUGGAACUACAAGUUGCUUAUCAAGCCACUGUCUACAGGCAGUUGUAGUCUGUAUUUCCUGUUUUAUAACUGGGCCAUUCCUUGAAGACAAGUUGCUUUCUUUCUCUGACAGUACUCAUGAGUUCCCCGAUGACCCAAUUUGCUUUUGAGCCUAUGGGAAAUGGGCAGAAGUAAAAAUGAUUGUAGAGCCUUGUCUCUUACCGGAAUGUUCGUUUCUGCCACUUCUGUGAUGUCCGUACUGCCAACCUGGAAUCCGGACUUCAUUCCUCUGUGAGGGCAUCUGUACAAGCAGGGGCUGGCAGUCCUAUUACUGAAGGACCAGUGACAAUGGAAUGUUACUAAGAUUCUCUGAGUUCUUUCUUUUCAGCCACAAAGGAAGUUUCUGAGACUUGAUUCCUUCUUCCUUUCCCUCCCAUAGAGAGAACACUGUAGAGAUCACCCUAAUUGGUAGUUUCUUGCAGUUUACAGGAAUCUCCUGAAUCUCCGUCUCAUCUUGACAGCAUGGAAUGUUCUCUUGAAGCGUAAAUUUCUAAUUUUUUUUCUUUUGCUAGUACUGAGGAUGAACUCAGGGCCUCACACUUGCUUGGCUUGCUUGGUCUGCCAGUACUCUACCAUCCGAGCCAUGCCUCCAGCCUGGCUUUUUGCUGAUUAUUUUGGAGAUGGAGGUUUGCAGACUUUUCUGUCUGGGCUGGCUUCAAACUGUGCUCCUCUGGACCUCAGCCUCCUGAGUAGCUAGGAUUACAAACCUGAGCCAUUGGCGCUUGGCUCUGAAGUAUACAUUUCUUUAUAAUAUCUAUUUUUUUAAUCCAGUUUUCUCUAUAACUUGGAAAAAAAACCUAACCUUUUCUGCUGCCACAAUUUUUCAUAGUGAUGAAACCCUAUGUCUUUGUAGUCUGUUUCAGUAGGCAGAGUUAUGGGUGACUUAGUGGGGUCUCAUAAGUGUAUCUGGGGUGACAGCAAGGACAAUGCUCUUCUCCAAGCAACAUAAUUUAAGUAACUUCUUGGCCUUGGUCCAACACUGUCACUCAGAAACCAGCAUAAACUCCAGAGCCAUGAAACUGCCUUUCCAUAAACCGUGUUCCUGAAUGAGUUUUGAGAGAGAAGAAACUUGCCCAGAAGUUAGACGGGCAGAAAGGGCCCUGUCUUCUACAGUCUUCCCUUUGCCUUCCCUUGCCACAGAGGCUCCUGAACCUCUUGAUUCUGCUUACUAUCUUCUGGUAUAAUUCGUGAAAAUCUGUAGCUGUCACUUUAGGAGAUGUUCUAGGAUUUGCUGUGUAGAUUCACAACCCUGUUCCAAGUGAGAGGCCUAAAUUCCACUCCCUCAUGAAACUCUCUGAAAACUCCCCCCAACCAAUCUUGGGGAAGCGCUGGGGUUGGUAGCACCCCUCCGUCCCUGUGCCUUUUGGCUCGAGGUCACUGUGAUGAUGGUCUGUUUAACACUUGUGUAUUUAUUGCACCAAUGAUUGUAAUGAAGAUGUGCACUGUAAAUACAAGAAAUUAUAAUAAAAUGUUUUUCACAUCA
Messenger RNA from Perognathus longimembris pacificus (Pacific pocket mouse), 3330 nucleotides. RefSeq names its product carbonic anhydrase 12 (gene Ca12). The transcript has 11 exons. NCBI's taxonomy places the organism in Eukaryota, Metazoa, Chordata, Mammalia, Rodentia, Heteromyidae. The record is from RefSeq and is a predicted model, not a curated record. Gene Ontology annotation, molecular function: carbonate dehydratase activity; zinc ion binding. The coding region runs from base 16 to 1110 and encodes 364 amino acids. Gene Ontology annotation, cellular component: plasma membrane.